AGGCGCGCUGGACCAGGGCCCUUGGCGGUGCUUUGCGCAUGCGCCUCCGGCGCCGACUGAAGUAGCAAUGGACGCGUUGGAGUCGUUGUUGGACGAAGUGGCUCUGGAGGGGCUCGAUGGCCUGUGUCUGCCAGCGCUGUGGAGCCGUUUGGAGACGCGAGUGCCGCCCUUCCCGCUGCCUUUGGAGCCCUGCACGCAGGAGUUUCUGUGGCGAGCCCUCGCCACGCACCCGGGCAUCAGCUUCUAUGAGGAGCCUCGGGAGCGACCCGACCUCCAGCUCCAGGACCGGUAUGAAGAAAUUGAUUUGGAAACUGGAAUUCUGGAGUCUAGGAGGGACCCGGUGCCUUUGGAGGACGUCUACCCGAUUCAUAUGAUCUUAGAGAAUAAGGAUGGCAUCCAAGGCUCCUGCCGCUACUUUAAGGAGAGGAAAAACAUUACCAAUGACAUCAGAACCAAGUCUCUGCAGCCUCGAUGUACGAUGGUAGAAGCCUUUGACAGGUGGGGGAAGAAACUGAUCAUCGUUGCCUCCCAGGCCAUGCGGUACAGGGCCUUGAUAGGCCAGGAGGGGGAUCCGGACCUGAAGCUGCCCGACUUCUCCUAUUGCAUCCUGGAGCGGUUAGGCCGGUCCAGGUGGCAAGGGGAGCUCCAGCGAGACCUGCACACCACUGCUUUCAAGGUUGAUGCUGGGAAGUUGCACUACCACAGAAAAAUUUUGAACAAAAAUGGGCUGAUUACGAUGCAGUCUCAUGUGAUCCGAUUACCCACUGGAGCCCAGCAACACUCAAUCCUCCUCCUACUGAACCGGUUUCAUGUGGACAGGAGAAGCAAAUAUGACAUCCUCAUGGAGAAGCUUUCAGGCAUGCUGAGCACGCGGACUAACCACAUAGAGACGCUGGGAAAGCUGAGGGAAGAGCUGGGGCUGUGUGAAAGGACGUUUAAGCGUCUGUACCAGUAUAUGCUGAAUGCCGGGCUAGCCAAGGUGGUGUCUCUUCGCUUGCAAGAGAUCCACCCUGAAUGUGGACCUUGUAAGACAAAGAAAGGGACCGAUGUCAUGGUUCGGUGCCUUAAGCUGCUGAAGGAAUUUAAACGGAAUGACCAUGACGAUGACGAGGACGAGGAGGUCAUCUCCAAGACAGUGCCUCCAGUGGACAUCGUCUUCGAGCGAGAUAUGCUCACGCAGACCUACGACCUCAUUGAACGCAGAGGCACGAAAGGAAUUUCCCAAGCUGAAAUCCGAGUGGCUAUGAAUGUGGGAAAACUGGAGGCAAGAAUGCUAUGCCGGCUUCUUCAAAGAUUCAAAGUUGUCAAGGGAUUCAUGGAAGAUGAAGGUCGGCAGCGGACCACCAAAUACAUUUCCUGCGUAUUUGCAGAGGAGAGCGACCUAAGCCGGCAGUACCAAAGAGAGAAGGCCCGGAGCGAGCUCCUGACCACCGUAAGCCUGGCGUCCAUGCAGGAGGAGUCGCUUCUGCCUGAAGGCGAGGAUACCUUCCUCUCUGAGUCGGACAGCGAGGAGGAGAGGAGCAGCAGCAAGCGGAGAGGCAGAGGGGCCCAGAGGGACACAAGAGCCUCUGCGAACGUCCGGCCCAAGACCCAGCCUCAUCACUCCACCCCAGCCAAGGGUGGGUGGAAAGUUCUAAACCUACACCCGUUGAAAAAGCAGCCGCCCUCCUUCCCGGGAGCUGCUGAAGAGAGAGCCUGCCAGAGCCUUGCCAGCAGGGACAACGUCUUAGACACCAGCAGCGUCUCAGACCCCAACGUGUCCUUUGUCUCCCACUGCACAGACAGUAACAGUGGUGACAUAGCUGUGAUCGAGGAGGUCCGCAUGGAAAACCCAAAGGAGAGUAGCAGUUCCCUGAAGACUGGGAGGCACAGCUCAAGCCAAGACAAACCCCACGAAACUUACCGACUGCUGAAACGCAGGAAUCUGAUCAUAGAAGCCGUCACCAACCUUCGCUUAAUCGAGAGUUUAUUCACGAUCCAGAAGAUGAUCAUGGAUCAGGAGAAGCAGGAAGGGGUGUCUACGAAGUGCUGUAAGAAGUCCAUUGUCCGCUUGGUGCGGAACCUGUCUGAGGAAGGUCUCUUGCGACUAUAUCGGACCACCGUCAUUCAAGAUGGCAUCAAGAAGAAGGUGGAUCUGGUGGUGCACCCAUCCAUGGACCAGAACGACCCUCUGGUGCGAAGUGCCAUCGAGCAGGUCCGCUUCCGGAUCUCCAAUUCCAGCACAGCCAACAGGGUUAAAACUUCCCAGCCUCCAGUGCCCCAAGGGGAGGCAGAAGAAGACAGUCAAGGAAAAGAAGGCCCUAGUGGAUCAGGAGACUCUCAGCUGAGUGCUUCCUCUAAGUCAGAAAGUGGACGGAUGAAAAAAAGUGAUAAGAAAAUGGGCAUAACCCAGCUUAGAAAUUAUCAUCCCGUUGUAGUUCCUGGACUGGGGCGUUCUCUAGGGUUUCUGCCCAAAAUGCCUCGCCUGCGAGUGGUCCACAUGUUUCUGUGGUAUCUCAUCUAUGGGCACCCUGCCAGUGACAGCAUGGAGAAGCCAAGCUUCAUCAGUGAAAGGAGAAAGAUAAAGCAGGAGCCAGGCAGGGCAUGUGUCCGGCCAUCCUCCUCUGGAAGUGCCUGGGAGGCCUGCUCGGAAGCCCCAUCCAAAGACAGCCAAGAUAGCGUCACCUGGGAGGCUGAAGUGGAGCUGGCCACAGAGACAGUGUAUGUGGACGACGCCUCGUGGAUGCGCUACAUCCCUCCCAUCCCAGUCCACAGGGAGUUUGGCUUUGGCUGGGCUCUCGUCAGUGACAUCCUCCUCUGCCUUCCCCUCUCCAUCUUCGUCCAGAUUGUGCAAGUCAGCUACAAGGUGGACAACCUGGAGGAAUUUCUGAACCACCCACUGAAGAAGCACACGCUGAUCCGCUUUCUCCCCAGGCCCAUCCGGCAGCAGCUUCUGUAUAAGAGGCGCUACAUUUUUUCAGUGAUGGAGAACCUUCAGAGGCUGUGUUACAUGGGGCUGCUACAGUUUGGUCCCACGGAAAAGUUUCAGGAUAAGGAUCAGGUCUUUGUCUUCUUGAAGAAGAAUGCAGUCAUUGUUGACACCACCAUCUGUGACCCACAUUACAACCUGGCCCGCAGCAGCCGGCCCUUCGAGAGGCGCCUCUAUGUCCUGAACUCGAUGCAGGAUGUGGAAAACUACUGGUUUGACCUGCAAUGUGUCUGCCUCAACACCCCACUAGGGGUGGUGCGCUGCCCGCGCAUCAGGAAGAACAGCAGCACAGACCAGGGCAGCGAUGAGGAAGGCAGCCUGCAGAAGGAGCAGGAGAGCGCCAUGGACAAGCACAACCUGGAGCGCAAGUGCGCCAUGCUGGAGUACACCACUGGAAGCCGUGAGGUGGUGGAUGAAGGCUUGAUCCCCGGAGAUGGGCUGGGUGCUGCAGGGCUUGAUUCCAGUUUCUAUGGACACCUUAAGCGCAACUGGAUCUGGACCAGCUACAUCAUCAACCAGGCCAAAAAGGAGAGUACUGCCGCAGAGAAUGGACUCACAGUGAGGCUUCAGACGUUUCUGUCCAAGCGCCCAUUGCCCCUUGGUGCCGGAGGCAACAGCAGGUUGAAUAUUUGGGGGGAAGCAAGAGUAGGCUCCGAGCUCUAUGCCGGCCAGGAAGAGCAGUUUGAGGUGGACCGAGAGCCCACGCUGGACCGAAACCGGAGAGUGAGGGGUGGGAAAAGCCAGAAGCGGAAGCGGCUGAAGAAGGACCCUGGGAGGAAGAUCAAGAGAAGGAAGAAAGGAGAGUUCCCAGGAGAAAAAAGCAAAAGGCUGCGCUACCACGAUGAAGCCGACCAGAGCGCCCUGCAGCGCAUGACGCGGCUACGUGUCACCUGGUCCAUGCAGGAGGACGGGCUGCUCGUGCUCUGCCGCAUCGCCAGCAACGUCCUCAACACCAAGGUGAAGGGCCCAUUUGUCACCUGGCAGGUGGUACGGGACAUUUUGCAUGCCACGUUUGAAGAGUCUUUGGAUAAAACAUCUCAUUCCGUCGGACGAAGAGCUCGCUACAUAGUCAAAAACCCACAGGCCUACCUGAACUACAAGGUGUGCCUGGCCGAGGUGUAUCAGGAUAAAGCGCUCGUUGGAGAUUUCAUGAAUCGAAGAGGUGACUAUGAAGAUCCAAAGGUUUGUGCCAACGAGUUUAAAGAAUUUGUGGAGAAGCUUAAAGAGAAGUUCAGUUCAGCCCUGAGGAAUUCUAACCUUGAAAUCCCAGACACACUCCAGGAGCUAUUUGCCAGGUACCGAGUUUUGGCAAUUGGGGAUGAAAAGGAUCAAACCAGGAAAGAGGAUGAACUUAACAGUGUGGAUGACAUCCACUUUCUGGUGCUCCAGAACCUGAUCCAGAGCACGCUGGCCCUCUCGGACAGUCAGAUGAAGUCCUACCAGUCAUUCCAGACUUUCCGCCUCUAUCGGGAGUACAAGGACCACGUUCUCGUGAAGGCCUUUAUGGAGUGCCAGAAAAGAAGCUUGGUCAACCGGCGCCGCGUCAACCACAUGCUGGGCCCCAAGAAGAACCGGGCCCUGCCCUUUGUGCCAAUGUCCUACCAGCUGUCCCAGACCUACUACAGGAUUUUUACAUGGCGGUUUCCAAGCACCAUCUGCACGGAGUCAUUCCAGUUUUUGGACAGAAUGCGGGCUGCCGGCAAGUUGGACCAGCCUGAUCGUUUCUCUUUCAAAGACCAGGAUAAUAACGAGCCCACAAAUGACAUGGUGGCCUUUUCAUUGGACGGCCCUGGAGGAAAUUGUGUGGCCGUCCUGACCCUCUUCUCUCUGGGCCUUAUUUCCGUGGACGUCAGGAUCCCGGAGCAGAUCAUCGUGGUAGACAGCUCAAUGGUGGAGAAUGAGGUCAUCAAAAGCUUGGGGAAGGACGGCAGCCUAGAAGACGAUGAGGAUGAAGAUGAAGACUUGGACGAAGGCAUCGGGGGCAAGCGCCGGAGCAUGGAGGUGAAGCCCGCCCAGGCCUCCCACACCAACUACCUGCUGAUGAGGGGCUACUACUCCCCCGGCAUCGUCAGCACCCGCAACCUCAACCCCAACGACAGCAUCGUGGUCAACUCCUGCCAGAUGUGGCCAGGAGAAAUCCAGUCAGCUAUAGGCAGGGGCCUGGGGUCACGGAUGAGGAGCCUGACUCCCCGGCGCCCAACUCGUCCACCCAGCAGUGACCCCUGUGCGCUGGAGCGUGCCUUUCCUACGUGUGGCCUGUGCAUUGGCGGGGGGACGAGGGCCUCUGUCGGGUUGCCUCUGAUCUUCCUCCGUGUCUUCCCAGCCGCUCCUCUGGAAGAGCUAACGGUGGGAACCUCCUGCCUCCCUGACACAUUCACCAAGCUGAUAAGCCCCCAGGAAAACACCUGCAGCUUGGAAGAGUUUGUCUUCCGGCUGGAGCUCUCUGGGUAUAGUCCUGAAGACCUGACUGCUGCCUUGGAGAUCCUGGAAGCCAUUGUAGCCAUGGGUUGUUUUGGGAUCGACAAGGAGGAGCUGCGCAGACGGUUCUCGGCUUUGGAGCAGCCAGGUGGUGGGCGUACCAGGACAUUCGCAGACUGCGUCCAGGCCCUCCUGGAACAGCAGCAGGUGCUGGAGGUCGGCGGCAACACUGUGCGCCUGGUGGCCAUAGGCUCUGCCUGGCCCUGGCUCCUGCAUUCUGUGAGGCUGAAAGACAGAGAGGAGGAUGCCCAUGCCCAGAGAGAAGACCCUCAGGCCAGACCCCUGGAGGGGUCUUCCAGCCAGGAUGGGCCUCCGGAGGGGCAGGCACCCCCUUCUCACAGCCCCCGGGGCACCAAGAGGUAUGCUGUCUGGGCCAGUGAGAUCGGGGAGACCCCUGCCAAGAGGCCGGCGCUGCAGGACUCAAACUUGGCCCCCAGCCUCGGGCCUGGAACAGAAGACUGGGCAGAGGCCCAGGCCCCAUCUCCACCCCCAGCUCUUGAAGACACAGCUGCGGCAGAAGCUGUGCAGGAAGACCAAGAGGGUGUCGGGGAGUUCAGUUCCCCAGGCCAAGAGCAGCUGAGUGGCCAGGCCCAGCCUCCAGAGGGCACUGAAGACCCCAGAGGGUUCACAGAGAGUUUUGGAGCCAGCAGCAUCUCCCAGGCAGCGCGGGAAAGGGACUGUGAGAGCGUCUCCUUCAUCGGCCGGCCAUGGCGUGUGGUGGACGGCCACCUGAACCUGCCUGUGUGCAAGGGCAUGAUGGAGGCCAUGCUGUACCACAUCAUGACCAGGCCUGGCAUCCCCGAGAGCUGCCUGCUGCGCCACUACCAGGGGGUUCUGCAGCCCGUCGCCGUGCUGGAGCUGCUCCAGGGCCUGGAGUCCCUCGGCUGCAUCCGGAAGUGCUGGCUGAGAAAGCCAAGGGCCGUCUCACUCUUCUCUACACCUGUGGUGGAAGAAGUGGAGGCACCCUCCAGCCUGGGCGAGAGCCCCAUGGCCUUCUACGAGCCCACCUUGGACUGUACCCUCCGGCUGGGCCGUGUGUUUCCCCACGAGGUCAACUGGAACAAGUGGAUCCACCUCUAGGACCCCUGUGGGCGUCCCUCCUCCCAGCCACUGCCUGCCACGCCACCCCGCCUGGUGCUCGGCAGACCCUACCGUGCCCCAGCCUUGGGUCUGCCAAGCCUCCUGCAGCAGGGGACGGGUGCUCUGGCCAGAGCCCCAGCCCGACACGUUUCCCACUCUCCUGGAACUCUGGAAAGAGGGGCUUCUCCACCUGCCAGUGCCCCAGGCUCUUCUGGGCCUGUCCCCUGGGGACUGGCCUCAUCACACCGGGAAUUGGUAAUCUUGUCUCGGGGUCUCUGGAGUUGGCCCCGCCUGUGCACACCUCACAUUCCAGACUCCAGCCAUCAAGGCAGGGUCUCCUGGCUCCUUGAGUGCCCUAGUGCCACUGAGAGCAAGGGCCUUGUGGGAUACACCUUGCAGAAUAGUGGCAGUGUGCCCUGCUGCCAUGGGGCCCCCGGGGGACUGCGGCCCCUCCCCAGGCAGGACAUCCCAACCCCUGGGUGGGACAGCCCCCCAGAGCGGAGCCUGGAGCUUCCUCUCUGGCCUGUGAGUCACCUGGCAGGCCCGGCUGGGCUGGCUCUCGUGUCCCUCCGCCUGGCUGCUGAUUCCCUGUGGGCCAGAAAUGAGUCCCUGUAGGUUUUGGUUUUGUUUGUUUUAUUUUGUUCUUUCACCUUUUUUCCUCAUUAAAAAAAAAAAAAAAAGUCCCUGUGGAGUGGAUUUAUUUAUUUUUUGAUUAAAGGGAAGUAAAA
Messenger RNA from Cebus imitator (Panamanian white-faced capuchin), 7254 nucleotides. It is a transcript of the gene GTF3C1, whose product is annotated as general transcription factor IIIC subunit 1. The coding region runs from base 68 to 6526 and encodes 2152 amino acids. Gene Ontology annotation, molecular function: DNA binding. The transcript has 37 exons. The record is from RefSeq and is a predicted model, not a curated record. Gene Ontology annotation, biological process: transcription initiation at RNA polymerase III promoter; 5S class rRNA transcription by RNA polymerase III. Gene Ontology annotation, cellular component: transcription factor TFIIIC complex. Lineage: Eukaryota; Metazoa; Chordata; Mammalia; Primates; Cebidae.